This is a messenger RNA of Coniophora puteana RWD-64-598 SS2, 1284 nucleotides long. RefSeq lists its product as uncharacterized. The record is from RefSeq and is a predicted model, not a curated record. The annotation marks the transcript as partial. Lineage: Eukaryota; Fungi; Basidiomycota; Agaricomycetes; Boletales; Coniophoraceae. The transcript has a single exon.
GACGAUGUCAGCAUCACGAAGGAAUAUAUCCGGUUGCUCAAAGACGCUCACAUUGAUAGUCCCCACCAUCGCCUUUCUCCAGAAGGCCGUAAACGUCUUCGCAACCCACCCCGCUCAAUUGAAGACCUUGAUGAGGACCUGGGUCACAAAACGUCUAUUCAGAUUGCAUUGGGAAACCCCACAGACGAGCAGUACAGGCACUAUUGCAAGAUUGCGGAGGGUUUAAAACCAGGUCUUCGCUGCUACAGCAAGCAGCAGGCGGAGAAGGACCUCUAUAAGCUCACUGGCGUUGAGGGUAUCAAAGAGGACAUGUGUCCCAACACGUGUAUGGGCUACACUGGCCACUUGUCGAAUCUCGACAAAUGCUUAUACUGCCAGGAGGAUCGAUAUGAACAUGGUCGAGGCGGCAAAAAAGUUCCCCGACAGACGUAUAUGUCAUACUCACUUGGCCACCAGAUCCAGGCUCAGUGGCUACAAGCCGACAGUGCCGCACGCACACGCUACCGAGCCCAACAGACAGCCUGGCUCAAUGACCAGCUCAAGGACGGUAACACAGCCCCAUUUGAAAUAUAUGACGACAUCACCAAGAGCCUCGAGUACCUGCGCGGUCUAGAAGAGAACAAAUUCAGUGUCGACGAUACAAUCCUCAUGUUAUCCAUAGAUGGGGCUCAGCUCUAUGCCCAAAAGCAAUCCGACUGCUGGAUUUUCAUCUGGGUAAUCUACGACCAUUCUCCAAAGAGCCGCUACAAGAAAUGUUAUGUUCUACCGGGCGGUGUUAUUCCAGGUCCCAAUAAACCGAAGAACCUCGACUCAUUUCUGUUUCCCGCAUUAUACCACCUUGCAGCCCUACAGAACGACGGACUGGUAAUCUACGAUGGAGAACGUCAAUGCAUCCGAGAUGACCACCCUUUUCUAUUCAUUGUAACAGCUGAUGGGCCUGGGAUGGCGUUGAUGACAGGUCUGGUUGGCCAUCACGGUCGAAUAUCCUGUCGACUAUACUGCGGAAUGCCAGGGCGCUACCAGCGGGGUAAUCCCCAUUACUACCCCGUCAUACAGAUACCUGAUCCACCCUACAAUGUUGAAUCCUGCAUGCACCCCUCGAUGACAGCUGAGACCCUUCCCAAAGCAGGUGACGGUGAUUAUUAUCAAAAUCUUGCUCGUUUGAUGGCGUGCACUAUGCAAACAGAAUACAAGCAUGUCCGCCUUGCCACUGGUAUUGUCAAACCAGCCAUUUUCUGCGGUAUCCCCAAAGCGCUCCCGAUUCCCACUCUUUUUGGUGCCGAC